AUGGAAGAAAAGCCGCGUUAUUUAGCACUAAGAGUGUCAGGCAUUAGUCAACAUUAUCAGCGCCCUGAUCCCCUCGGGGAUUGUGAUAGCCAACUAUCUAAAGUCACUAGUCAUAGUGUCGAUAAGCCUCGCAGCGCCUUCAGAUUAAGCCACGGCAGCUCUUAUCCGCUCAGCUCGCCACGCCAAUCCCAGUGCGCACUACAGGGAUCUCCUCAAGCCCACCGUUGCCCCUCUUGGGUUCACCGUUCGGGGAUCCGCUGUGACUUCGCCACGGGUGGUGGUGGUCUCGAAGCCGAAAGUGCACGUCUCCCUCCGAGCGAGGAGUUUCGCUGCUCUUUCGCUCCUGCAACCCGGAGCCAGAAGGCUGCAGACCGCGUGGGUCCGGUCAAGACCCGAAGCCGCAGUGGCUGUAAAGAAUGCCGCGCCAGUCGAGUCCGCUGCGAUCUGAAGAAACCGAUCUGCACCAGGUGCCUUGAGAAGGGUCUAGUAUGCUCGACCCAACUCGUUCUCAAGUGGGAGUCCGAGUUCGUUAGCCGCGGCUUGGCUUUUGGUAGAGCCGGCGUUUGGAGUAAGGCUCGGGCUGCCGGCGGACUUCCUCCUCCUCCUGGAAAGUCUUCGGCUUCGUUCCUCCUUCGCGAUCAGGAAUGGUGUCCUAUUCCCCUUAUCGAGUCGUGGGGCUUCGUCAAUAGUGGGGUUUCGACUUUUGAACAGCCUUAUGAGGUUAAUGUUGCCUGUGAUGAGUUGAAUGCUCUUGUCGUCCGGGACAAGGGCAAGAACCCGGCGCUGGAUGACUUGCUAGAUGAGAAUCCAGAGUGGUCUUUAUCACCCUCAUCGUUGUCGUCUCCAUUCUCGAUACGUGAGACUUCCGACUACUGCUCGCCUGUCCCACUUGUCUCUCCGCACCUGACCCCGCCUUUAUCGAUGUUCCCCAGUCUCUCAGACUCCAAUCAGGGUCUCCUCUUUGAUUACUAUCUCCAGCAAGUUUGUCCCCGGACCACCGCUAGCUCGAAGCUAUCCUCCCCUUUUGCUUCCAUCAUCCUCCCCUUCUGCAUGUCCGCAUCUCCAAUCCUAUUCAAAGCCAUUCAGGCUCUUGGAGCAUGUCACUGGUCACGCUUCGACUCAACCUACAGUGUCAUCGGCCUCCGCCUCAAAUCAGAAGCCCUACGAGGCCUUCGCCACCGUCUUUCAACCGAAGGCUCCCUCCUCUGCUCCGCAGACCCCGAGGUCCUAGCGAUCAUGAUGAUGUUAUGUCUCUACGAAAUCGUCGACAACUGCGACCAACGCUGGACCAUCCACUUAAAAGGCGCCAAAGAAUUGAUCCGCAUCCGCCGGCAGCAACAACAACUAACUUCCUCCCGACCCCGUCAAUCUCUCGACCCCGUCUCAGCCUUCGCCGAGCUCUUCUUCGCCUUUCAAGACGUCAUGGGCCGCACCGCCUGCGGCGAAGAAGUCCUCUUCGGAUCCGACUACUGGCAAGAAAACAACCGCCACAUCGACCUCUGGAUGGGCUGCAGCCCCGAACUUGUCUCCAUCCUCUCCUCAAUUACAGAAAUGAGCCGCACCAGGCGCCAACUCACCUCCGAUGCUGCCCGCAAAGCGUUCUCCCACCGUGCCGCCUCCCUUGGCCGCAGACUCGAGAACCUUGUUCAAGAAACAACCGACGACGACAACGACACCGACGACGGAAGUCUUCGCUCCGCCGCCGAACUGAAACGUUUAGCAGCCGUGCUAUACCUUCACUGCGCACUAUAUGGCGCAUCUCCCUCCACACCACUGGUAAUUAACUAUGUCCGACGCAUCCUGCGUCUAGUCUCUGACCUGCUCGACUCCGGCUCCCUCGUCAGUAUGACCUGGCCUGUGUUCGUAGCGGCCGUUGAAUUGGACCCGCUUCACGACGAAGUCUGGCGUGAUGAUACCGGCGAGAGCGUGGUAUAUGGUCGGCCUCUGGUGUUGCGUGCGUUGGCGGCUAUGGCGGAAUCAAGUGUGUCGAAUGUGGCGAGGACGAGAGCCGUCAUUGUCAAGAUUUGGCAGGCCCGGGAUAGUGAUAUGCUCAAGGGGUCGCCGGUGGAUGCAGCGGAUGAUAGUAUUGCGGGAUGUAAUGAUUGGGAGUGGUAUGUUGCGCCGAUAAGCACGGCGAUGAGUUUGGCUUGA
Aspergillus niger is the source of this 2151-nucleotide messenger RNA. RefSeq lists its product as uncharacterized. The coding region runs from base 1 to 2151 and encodes 716 amino acids. The transcript is spliced from 3 exons. Gene Ontology annotation, biological process: positive regulation of transcription by RNA polymerase II. Lineage: Eukaryota; Fungi; Ascomycota; Eurotiomycetes; Eurotiales; Aspergillaceae. Gene Ontology annotation, molecular function: zinc ion binding; DNA-binding transcription factor activity, RNA polymerase II-specific; transcription cis-regulatory region binding. Gene Ontology annotation, cellular component: nucleus. The record is from RefSeq and is a predicted model, not a curated record.